Molecule: messenger RNA, 930 nt
Organism: Colletotrichum lupini
Lineage: Eukaryota; Fungi; Ascomycota; Sordariomycetes; Glomerellales; Glomerellaceae
Exons: 8
Coding region: 1-930 (309 amino acids)
Source: RefSeq, a predicted model, not a curated record
AUGGUGCCAUCUAGCUCGGAAAACGGCCGACUAGUGGGGCUUACAGUUGCCGACAGGCCGGACACCUUGACGAAAAGACAUUUCAUCCGACGCCGAGCCGCAGUCGGUCAAAGCAGCUUCGCAGUCGAAGCAGAUGCACCUCCAUCUGUUCGUUCCGUCGAUGUCUCCAACAAUACUUCAGCCUACAUCCCGUUGGAAGAUGUUCAAAUUGUCCAACUCAAGAGCGGGGCAACACCGUCAGCCACCGGACGGCCCGGACGCUGUAGCCCAGGGAAACCCAGCUACAGUGCGCUGCGCCAGAGGCCGAUUGAACGCCAAAGUGCGGACUGUCUUUACUGGCAUUCUACACGAAGCUUAGACAAGCCGGAAAAUGGAUUAAGAUAUGCGAAAAUUCUGCUCAAUUCGAGCGAUUUUAGAGACGUGUUCGCAGAACACAUACCUCACAAACAAUACCACAAGACUGCUGUGCUACUACCCAAAAUUGAUAAGCGCCCGAAUGCAAAGACAGCUUUUACCGGAAGACCAUUCAACUUGAGUUUCACUAAGGAUUAUUCCAAGUUUUUACACAACUUGGAUUCUCUUCCGCAUGAGCUUUGCGUCAUGAGGAAACUUGUAGCUUCGUUCAAACUCGAUACACUCAAGAGAUACGAGUUCCGAGAUUGGGGAGGAUCACCAUUAUGGAUCUUUGUCUUGAACCACAUAAUCGUCACCAAUUUCUCAUCGGCAUGGAACAACUCGAAAAGAUUCGCACGCGACAAGGGAAUUCCGGAUACAGGUAAAGUUCUUGAGAGCAUGAUUCUGCGUCUCACGGAAAAGGAAAGAGGUCCUGUUGAUUCUGUCUUUGACCUCGCAGAGAUACACCACCCGGAAACAUUUGACUACUCAAUCAACUACAUUGACUUUCAGGUCCAUUUCUCGUCCGUCGGCUGA